Messenger RNA from Saccoglossus kowalevskii, 1074 nucleotides. RefSeq names its product melatonin receptor type 1C-like. Lineage: Eukaryota; Metazoa; Hemichordata; Enteropneusta; Harrimaniidae. The record is from RefSeq and is a predicted model, not a curated record.
AUGGCCAUAGAGAACCUUGGAUGGAACACAUCUUCCGCCGAUAACAAUAGUAUUGCGGAUGUUCAUGCAAUCAUUCCUCCAAACAUUGUCUUGAAAGUCGUCUGCGUUGCCGCACUGAUCAUGACACUUGUUGUCGGCGUUGUGGGCAAUAUCCUCGCCAUGGUGUCCAUAACUAUGUUCAAACAACUCCGGUCACCGUCCAAUGUCAUAGUCGGCGGUCUCUGCAUAUCCGAUUUCACCACGUGCACCGUCAUGACCAUAAUCACCAUAGCGUCGUACCUUUCCGAGGGACAAAUAUUUGGGUACCUUAAAGACGGGAUACUGGGAAACGGUGUUUGCCAGGUGUAUGGUUUCCUCUUCAUUCAGAGCGGUGGGGCAUCCAUCUACUGCAUGGUUGCCAUAGCAAUAAACCGUUACAUAUGUGUAUGUCGAAAACACCUAUUUUUAGCAAUGUUUACGAUAAAAAACAGCGUGUUUUGUGUCGUAGCAUGUCACGCACUCGCUGCCGUGUUUAGCCUCCCUCCGUUUUUCAAUUUUUCACGCUACAUUUUUACCAGAAAUGAAUACAUAUGUCUGAUGGAUCGUACUGGGCUUGGUUUGUACUAUCUCGCAUCACUAGCGACCGGCACUGGGCUUGUCCCUCUCCUGAUUAUUGGAACCUGCUACAUUCAAAUAGGUUUGAAGAUUCGUCAAGUUCAACGUCAGAUACAUUCGCAGAGUGGACAUAUAUCCAAACGAGACAUACAAGUUACAAAGACGUUAUUUGUCGUGUUCUUAUCAUACGUACUGUCCAUUUCACCGUACCAGUUCAUUGCCACGUUCGACCAUAGCAGAGAUCCUCCAUUUGGUCUGGCUGUGCUGUUCUUCUCAAGCAGUGCCAUAAACCCUGUCAUAUAUGGUAUGAUGAACCCACAGUUUCGCCGUGCCUACCGUAAGAUAUUGAAACCUAUUGGAAGCCAUCCUCAGAAUAAUAGUAUUGAGAUCAUUGUUCCAGGUCCCUCAACUACCCUCAGUAUUAUUGGGCAAAGCACCGACAAUUAUAAUUUGAAAGAAAUAACACCCAAAUUGCAGUAG